Messenger RNA from Lytechinus pictus (painted urchin), 1335 nucleotides. RefSeq lists its product as uncharacterized. Gene Ontology annotation, cellular component: cytosol. Gene Ontology annotation, biological process: deoxyribonucleotide biosynthetic process. The record is from RefSeq and is a predicted model, not a curated record. Gene Ontology annotation, molecular function: ribonucleoside-diphosphate reductase activity, thioredoxin disulfide as acceptor. Lineage: Eukaryota; Metazoa; Echinodermata; Echinoidea; Temnopleuroida; Toxopneustidae. Bases 1 to 1335 code for a protein of 444 amino acids. The transcript has a single exon.
AUGGCCUUUGUACACAAUGAUUCAUGCGAAUGUGUCAAAUCGGAGUUGGAUCUUUUUACCGUUCCUCCUACCCAGACCAGUAUUGAACAUGGUCAAUGGGUAGAGUACCACCCUCUCGCUCAAUUUUCGGAUGGAGGACCUAUCGAGUUUCAUAUCUCUGGAUCCGGAACCGAAUACUUGGAUCUCUCUCAGACGCAAAUCUACGUGAAAGCCAAGGUAGUCCAUCACGACGGGACAAAUUUGGUAGCGGAAGAUCAGGUUGCUCCCGUAAAUCUCUUCCUCCACUCCCUCUUUUCUCAAGUGGAUGUGAGCCUCAACGAUCGCGUGAUCACGCCGUCGACACCAACUUACCCCUACCGGGCCAUGAUCGAAAGUUUACUCCAAUAUGGAACCGAAGCCAAGGAAAGUCAACUUACUUCCGCUCUUUUCUUCAAAGACACGCCCGGUCACAUGGACCAGGCUAACCCUCUCGAACCAGGCAACGAUGUUAACCAAGGAUUGAAGAAGAGACACACGUACAUUAAAGGGUCAAACAGCUUCGAAUUGAUAGGACCUCUCCAUUGUAAUCUAUUCUUCCAGCCUAAGCACCUGUUGAAUGGGGUUGAUCUGCGAGUGAAGCUGAUACGGAGCAAAGAAGAAUUCUGCCUUAUGUCUUCGGCCAAUCAACCGUCAUUCAAAGUAGUCAUUCAGGAUUGCUCCCUCUUCGUCAGAAAAGUUAAAGUCUCCCCCUCGGUCAUGCUUGGACAUGGCAAAACACUGGAAAGAGGAACUGCCAAGUACCCUGUACGUCGUGUCAUGUGCAAGGUCCUAUCGGUACCCCAGGGAGAACUGACGCUGCAGCAAGACCAUCUCUUCCUUGGACAGAUACCCCAACGUCUCAUCAUUGGUUGUGUGGACAACAGGGCAUUCAGCGGAAACUACACCCUCAACCCCUACAACUUUCAUCAUUUUGAUGUAAACUACGUCUCCCUCUACGUUGAUGGAACACAGGUCCCAUUCAAACCACUGACCCCGGAAUACGGUCUUGUGUCAGGAUUAGGAUCUAUCAGAUCCUACCAGACACUCUUCUCGGGAACGGAUAAAAUGUUCAAAGAUUCUGGCAAUAACAUCAGUCGAGAGGAUUACGACAGAGGUUACGCACUCUAUGCAUUUGAUCUCUCUCCAGACUUGUCGUCGGGCCAGCACUUCAACCUAAAGAAGCAGGGAAAUCUUCGUCUAGAGAUGCACUUCAGGAAAAGCAUCCCAAGUGGAGUCAACAUCGUCGUCUACGCCGAGUUCGACAACAUACUGGAGAUUGAUAGAGCUCGCAACAUUCUCUUUGAUUAUUCAGUGUGA